Molecule: messenger RNA, 810 nt
Organism: Acanthoscelides obtectus
Lineage: Eukaryota; Metazoa; Arthropoda; Insecta; Coleoptera; Chrysomelidae
Source: the annotation of a GenBank genome assembly
AUGGAGUUACGCGGUUUUCUUACUAAGGCGACGAUAUUCUCCGGCAAUAUACCAAAACACGAUGCCAAUAAAGAUACUAGUCGGAAACGCAAGAAUGAAGUACUCCGCAAUGACGAAAAAACAAGAAAAAAGCAGUCAGCUGAGGAUCAAAGAAGAAUUACAGAAGUCUUGUGUAAGCUGAAGUCGAGAGAGGGCAACUUGAUUAUGCCCGAAGAAUCUGUUAAAUUCAAAGGUAGUGAAAAACUGCCAGACGUGUUUUGCAAUUUGGAAACUCCUUACCAGUUCUUCACCUACUUUUUUGAUCAAGAUCUUAUCAAGCGUAUCGUGGAGCAGUCAAAUUUAUUCUCGGCACAAUUAGAUACAGGCAAUCCUGUAUCUCUACAAGAAACUGAUAUAAAAAGAUACAUUGGAAUAUGUGUUCUGAUGUCAGUUAUACAUAUGCCCAAUAUACGAAGCUAUUGGUCUUCUACCAUUGGUACAGAUAUUAUCAAAAAUACGAUGUCGCAAAAGCAAUUCGAGAAAAUAAAAAAACACCUGCAUUUCAACGAUAACUCUAGGGGACAUGAACUGCAUGAUCGACUUCACAAAAUUCGGCCACUGGUUGAUCACCUUCUUUAUCGUUACCUGUCUGUUCCUUAUGAAGCAUGCCUAUCAAUUGAUGAACAGAUGUGCCCAACAAAAACAAAAAGUUAUCUCAAGCAAUACAUGCCAGCAAAACCGCAUAAAUUGGGAUUCAAGGUUUAUGUGUUGGCCGGAGUUCAGGAUAUUGUUAUAAUUUUGAAAUUUACAGUGGACAAGAAAACACAAUAG